Lotus japonicus is the source of this 3123-nucleotide messenger RNA. RefSeq names its product alpha-glucosidase-like. The transcript is spliced from 5 exons. The record is from RefSeq and is a predicted model, not a curated record. NCBI's taxonomy places the organism in Eukaryota, Viridiplantae, Streptophyta, Magnoliopsida, Fabales, Fabaceae. Bases 167 to 2914 code for a protein of 915 amino acids. Gene Ontology annotation, biological process: carbohydrate metabolic process. Gene Ontology annotation, molecular function: carbohydrate binding; hydrolase activity, hydrolyzing O-glycosyl compounds.
UGAUGAUUGGUUGAAAGUUGAAACAAAGCAAUUAUCACCUUGGCUGCAACGGCAAGUCAAUUUGCCUUAUGUACUAUCACCCUUUUUCACCAUCAUAGAUAAUAAAUAAAUUUGCUAUUCAUUCCAUUGUUUUCUAUGCUCAUCCAGAAGCACACAACACUAAACAAUGUCCACCAGUUUCAGAACUGAAACCAGAACCACUCUCAUCACUCCACUACCACUACUACUACUAUCCUUCUACAUCUCUAUCUGUGUCAUCUUUUGCCACGCAGAUUCAUCAUCAUCAUCACAAGUUGGUUAUGGCUACACCAUCUCAACUGUGAACAAUGAUCCCACUGAAAAUGCUUUGACUGCAAACCUUAACCUUAUCAAAUCCUCCUCUGUUUUCGGCCCUGACAUUCCACACCUCAACAUCGUUGCCAGUUUUGAGACCAAGGACAGGUUAAGAGUAAAAAUCACUGAUUCAAUUCACCAGAGGUGGGAAGUUCCACAACAAGUGAUUCCAAGAGUCUCUUCUCUAACCUACCCUCUUCGCUCCCUCAAGCAAAGUUCAGGUUCAAAUCAUCUUCAAGAUGAAGAAGCAAAACAAUCUCUCACUCUCACACAUCCAAACUCAGACCUCAUCUUCACCCUCCACAACACCACCCCUUUUGGCUUCACUGUCUCACGCAAAUCCUCCAACGAUGUCCUCUUCGACGCCGCGCCGGACCCUUCAAACCCUGCAACGUUUCUCAUCUUCAAGGAGCAAUAUUUGCAGCUAUCAUCUUCACUUCCAGCUCCAAGAGCCUCCCUUUAUGGCCUUGGAGAACACACUAAGAGCUCCUUCAAGUUGCAGCACAAUCAAACCCUCACGCUGUGGAAUGCUGAUAUUGGUAGCUCCAACCUUGACUUGAACCUAUACGGUUCUCACCCGUUUUACUUGGAUGUUAGAUCACCCUCCCCUGAUGGAAGAGUGAAGGCUGGAACCACUCAUGGGGUGUUGCUGCUCAAUAGCAAUGGAAUGGACAUUGUGUAUGGUGGUGAGCGUGUUACUUAUAAAGUUAUUGGUGGGAUUUUCGAUCUGUAUUUUUUCGCCGGAUCGUCUCCGGAAUUGGUGUUGGAACAGUACACUGAAUUCAUUGGCAGGCCUGCUCCCAUGCCUUAUUGGUCCUUUGGUUUUCAUCAGUGCCGAUAUGGCUACAAGAAUGUAUUUGAUGUCAAGGAUGUGGUUGCCAACUAUGCAAAAGCAGGUAUACCCCUUGAAGUUAUAUGGACAGAUAUUGAUUACAUGGAUGCAUAUAAAGAUUUCACAGUUGACCCUAUCAACUUUCCACUGGCUGAGAUGAGAGGAUUUGUUAAUACUCUUCACCAAAAGGGUCAAAAAUAUGUCCUUAUCUUGGAUCCUGGUAUCAAUGUGAAUGAAACAUAUGCAACCUAUGUUAGAGGUUUGCAGGCUGAUGUCUACAUAAAGAGAAAUGGAGUCAACUAUCUUGCUGAAGUUUGGCCUGGACCAGUCUACUAUCCUGAUUUUCUAAAUCCUCGCAGCCAAGUGUUUUGGGGUGGAGAAAUCAAACUAUUUCGGGACCUUCUCCCUUUCGACGGUCUUUGGCUUGACAUGAAUGAGUUAUCUAAUUUUAACACUUCUCCUCCCAUUCCAUCUUCUAGUCUCGAUAACCCUCCCUACAAAAUUAACAAUUCUGGAGUUCAACGACCCAUUAAUAACAAAACAGUCCCAGCAACAUCUUUACACUUUGGUAAUAUCACUGAGUAUGAUGCACACAAUUUGUAUGGACUGCUAGAAGCCAAAGUAACUAACAAGGCUUUGGUGGACAUAACUGGUAUAAGGCCAUUCAUUCUAAGUAGAUCAACUUUUGUAAGCUCCGGUAAGUACACAGCCCACUGGACAGGAGAUAAUGCUGCUACAUGGAAUGAUUUAGCAUACUCAAUCCCAUCAAUAUUGAAUUCUGGUAUCUUUGGAAUUCCAAUGGUUGGAGCUGAUAUAUGUGGCUUCACAGGAGAUACAACUGAAGAACUUUGCCGGCGCUGGAUCCAGCUGGGGGCCUUUUACCCCUUUGCGAGAGAUCAUUCAGACAAAAAUUCCAUUAGGCAAGAGCUUUACCUUUGGAGUUCGGUUGCUGCAUCAGCUAGGAAAGUGCUUGGCCUCCGUUAUCGUCUUCUCCCUUAUUUCUACACACUAAUGUAUGAAGCAAAUACAAUAGGGACACCAAUUGCACGGCCCCUUUUCUUUUCUUUCCCUGAGGAUGUCAAAACAUAUGACAUAAACUCACAGUUUCUAGUAGGUAAAGGGGUUUUGGUAUCCCCUGUACUAAAACCUGGGGCAGUCACAGUUGAUGCAUACUUUCCUGCAGGAAGCUGGUUUGACCUCUUCAAUUUCUCAAAUUCAGUGAAUGUAGAAUCAGGCAAGCAUGUCACUCUUGAUUCACCAUCAGAUCAUAUAAAUGUGCAUGUUGGGGAAGGUAAUAUUUUGGCCUUGCAAGGAGAAGCAAUGACAACUGAAGCUGCCCGGAAGACUGCAUUUCAACUUGUGGUGGUUGUCAGUAGCAGCAAAGAUAGUUAUGGACAAGUCUAUUUGGAUGAUGGGGAGGCACUUGACAUGGCAGGAGGGAAAGGGCAAUGGACACUUGUAAGAUUUUAUAGCGCAUUACAGAACAAUACCGUUUUUGUUUCAUCUGAGGUUACUAAUGGAAGAUUUGCUUUGGACCAAGGGUGGAUCAUAGAUAAGGUUACUUUCUUAGGGAUACCUAAGAAUAGGAGAUUUGGUAGGAUGGAUUUGGCUGUGAAUGGAACAGAUUCAAUGAGGAAGACAGCUGUGAAGACACAGAUUUAUACAUCAUCUGAGUUUGUUAUUGUAGAAGCUUCAAAAUUGUCCCAGCUUAUUGGAGAGCAAUUUAAGCUGGAGAUUCAAAUCAGGUAGAAGGGAACUUUGGGAAAACAAAUUCCUACUGAGAAUGUGCUUUCUUUGUAGCUGCAAUUGUUUGAAGAGUCCCUUCUUUUACCUCAGUUAAGGUUAAUAUUAGGGAUGACAUUUUCCUAAGUCUAAGCUCCUGCCUGACAUGAAAUGUCAUCUUUUGUAUCAAAAAUAAAUAUUCAUUUCAAAAAUAAAUAAAUAUUACAACCACUUUA